This is a messenger RNA of Poecilia reticulata (guppy), 1006 nucleotides long. RefSeq names its product LIM and SH3 domain protein 1-like. The record is from RefSeq and is a predicted model, not a curated record. Gene Ontology annotation, cellular component: focal adhesion. Gene Ontology annotation, molecular function: actin filament binding. NCBI's taxonomy places the organism in Eukaryota, Metazoa, Chordata, Actinopteri, Cyprinodontiformes, Poeciliidae.
GUAUAUUACCAGAAAUGUGUCCAUGCAAAACGCAGGAACAGUAACUGUUUUUUGCUGCCCAUCAAUGACUCAUUAAGAGGUUUUGCAUUAUUAGUUUUUUGAUCAGAGAUUUUAUUGUUGUUGAAGUGUGAAGAAUCGCCGUGCUGCCAUGAAUCCACCGUGUGGGAGAUGCAAUAAGCCAGUUUAUCCAACAGAAAAAAUUAACUGCCUUGAUAAGUAUUGGCAUAAAGGUUGUUUCAGCUGUGAAGUCUGCAAGAUGGCCCUGAGUAUGAACAACUACAAAGGCUUUGAGAAGAAACCCUACUGUACUAUGCAUUAUCCCAAAUCUUCCUUCACCAUUGUGACCGACACCCCUGAGAAUCUACGUCUGAAACAACAAAGCCUGCUCAACAGCCAGGCCCUUUACAAGGAGGACUUUGAGAAGAACAAGGGGAAAGGCUUCAGCGUGGUGGUCGACACACCAGAGAUGCAGAGACUGAAGAAGACGCAAGACCAGAUUAGCAACAUAAAGUACCAUGAAGAGUUUGAGAAAAGUAAGAUUCGAAGUGAUGCGCCUCCUCCUGAAAACAGACAAGAACAAGAAUUGCAAGAGUCAAACCCUGAAAGAUUCAACCAGCCUGCUGGACAGAUGCGCCCCGCUGUUGCGUCGCCACCUAGUGGAGGGAAGCGUUACCAGGCCUUGUACAGCUAUGUGGCAGCAGAGGCGGAUGAAGUUUCUCUGCAGGAAGGCGAUCUGGUCUCAGACGUCGAGCCAAUUGACGAGGGCUGGAUGUUCGGAUGCAACCAGCGCACCGGGAAGAAGGGAAUGCUGCCGGCCAAUUAUGUCCGACCUAUUUGAGAAACGAUUAAUACACAUGCAAACCGGGCGAAGCGCACAGCAAGGGGACAAACUCCUGUAAUGUGGAUUUAGCCUGACUGCUGUAUGGUAUAGAGUUUGUUUUUCCAGGCAGUUUGACUUUUGGGAUUUUGCAGUAAAGUGGAACUGACCUCUAUCCCCAAUUAAAAA